This is a messenger RNA of Mizuhopecten yessoensis (Yesso scallop), 4491 nucleotides long. RefSeq names its product large neutral amino acids transporter small subunit 1-like. Lineage: Eukaryota; Metazoa; Mollusca; Bivalvia; Pectinida; Pectinidae. Gene Ontology annotation, biological process: amino acid transmembrane transport. The coding region runs from base 193 to 1878 and encodes 561 amino acids. The record is from RefSeq and is a predicted model, not a curated record. The transcript is spliced from 11 exons. Gene Ontology annotation, molecular function: L-amino acid transmembrane transporter activity. Gene Ontology annotation, cellular component: membrane.
AAACGGACAUGUAUAAAACAUAAUUCUUACUGCUGUAAGCGGGUUACAAUCACCAGAUCAGUGAGACCAUCAACAUCUAUCUCAUAACUAUCGUCAGUCAGUUAAAAUACAACCCGGGCUCGGAAGCGCAACACGUAGCGGAUAUUCUGAGUGGUCCGCUUUUAACAGGAAUAUUACAGGCAUCGUGAAACAAUGAAUCGGAGGAAAACGGGCAACGUGUUCUCAACAGAUAAGAGUGGGGAUAACCCAGUUCAGGGAGUUGGGUUUUACGCGCGAGAAAACCCAGCGUUCUCUCCGGACGCAAUAACAGAUAUCGAGUUCGCAAAAACUGGAGACGAUGACGCUGUCAGUGGGAGCAGUACCAAAAGUGCCUCGGACAGUAACAGCAGUGGUGUUUACAGUAUUGAUGAUAACCAAAAAAAUUCAAAUAAAAAUAAAUCAACAACAAAAGACAACAAAGAUGAAAAGAAAGAUGGCGGCACCCCUAAGGUUGCGAUGAAAAGAUCUUUAACUCUCUUCCAUUGCGUGGCCAUUAUGGUAGCUGUAACCGGCCAUUCCUCUGUGUUCAUCUCUCCGUCUAAUAUCCUCAGGUCAGCGGGGUCAGUGGGGGCCUCUUUGGUAGUAUGGCUCAUUGGGGGACUUAUCAACAUGAUGUUGGCUCUUUGUUUCGCUGAACUGGGAACAAUGCUACCACACGCGGGAGGUCCUUAUGCGUACGUUAUGCACACAUUUGGCCCGUUACCAGGGUUCCUCAUCAUGUGGGGCUAUGUGGUCCUUGUGGCUGGUCCCUUUUGGGCUUUUUUGGCCUACACAGCUGCCCUCUACAUCGUUCAACCGGUGUAUCCCGACUGCGAGGCUCCGGAUAGCGCCGUGAAGCUGUUGGCUGGCUGGAUCAUGAUCACAAUGGUUAUUCUGAACUGUGUCUACAUGAAGUACGUGAUCAAAGUGCAGUCCCUUCUUGCUAGUACUAAGAUCAUCGCCCUGGCGAUCAUCGUUGUGGCCGGGAUCAUUCAGCUGGCUAAAGGUGAGACGGAAAAUUUCCAAAAUUUAUUUGAAGGAACAUCCAAGGAGCCUGGAGAAUUCGGUCUUGCCAUCCUUUACUCUGUCUUCUCAUAUGGGGGCUGGCAGGUGAUGACAAGCAUGAUGGAGGAGGUAAAGCAGCCGGGCAGAGAUUUACCUCGUUCUGUCUACAUCACGUUUAUAGUCGUCAUCAUCAAGUACAUCAUGACCAACGUGGCCUAUUUCACACUGCUAAGCCCUUCGGAAGUCCUUGGUUCUCAGGCAGUAGCACUUCUGUUUAUCCGGCGAGUGUACAGUCCCAUUAGUGCCGUUAUAUCCGCAUUGGUGGCUACUACGUCGAUCGGGGCUCUCAACGCUUCGAUCAUGGGGCAUUCCAGGUUACUGUUCGCCGGGUCCCGCGUCGGACACAUGCCCGUUAUUCUUGGGAUGAUCAGUCAUAAGUACCUAACGCCCUGGCCCUCCAUCCUUGUACUGCUGACGUGGGGACUAGUGAUGCUGUACACAGGGGGUGUGGUAGAUAUGAUGGACUUUAUAGGACUUUACUCCACGAUUAUGGGUAUCGCUGUCGUCAUUUCCCUCCUGUACCUCAGGUACCGGAAACCGGACGAAAACCGGCCAUACCAGACGAUGACUUUCGUCCCUCUGGUCAUGUUGGUAGUCAACAUAGCAGUGCUAGUCCUAGCUAUCUACCAGAAACCCCAGAAGAUGGGUAUAGGGUUGGGUAUCCUCUUCGCCGGAAUCCCACUCUUCUGGUUCGGUGUUCUCUGGGAGCCCAAGCCAAAGUGUUUCCGGGAGUUUAUAGGAGGAUGGACGGUAGUUGCCCAAAAGAUGUUCAUGAUUGGGAAAACAACAUCGUGAUCUCAUCAAUGAGAAAACCUAGUCGUGAUAUCAAUCUUCUUCUGAAUGAUCCCGAAGAUGAGAAAACGAGGAGAUAAAUCUCAUCGUGAUCUCAUUUACUGGAAAACAUCAUUGUUAUCGCUUAAAGAGGAAACAUGAACAUGCUCUGGUAGCUCAUAAAACCUGAUCAUGAACCAAUCAAGGAGAAAACCUCGUCGCGAACAGGUAAACGAUAUAUCUUCAUCGUGAUCUCGUCCAUGAGGAAGCUUCAUUGUAAAGUCGAUUCAUCAAUUUAUCAUGAUCUCUUGAUUGGAUAAUCGCUAUCGUUUCUUCUAAGUGGAGGAACAGCAUAUCCUGUGACGUUAUUGUCGUGAUAAGUGAGGACAAUAUCGCGAUAAGGUAGGACAAUGUCGUGAUAAGGGAUGACAAUGUCGUGAUAAGGGAUGACAAUGUCGUGAUAAGGGAGGACAAUGUCGUGAUACGGGAGGCAAUGUCGUGAUAAGAGAGGACAAUGUCGUGAUAAAGGAAGAUACUGUCGUGAUAAGGGAGGACAAUGUCGUUAUAAGGGAGGACAAUGUCGUUAUAAGGGAGGACAAUGUCGUUAUAAGGGAUGACAAUGUCGUGAUACGGGAGGCAAUGUCGUUAUAAGGGAGGACAAUGUCGUGAUAAGGGAGGACAAUGUCGUUAUAAGGGAUGACAAUGUCGUUAUAAGGGAGGGCAAUGUCGUGAUAAGGAAGGGCAAUGUCGUGAAAGGGAAGGACAAUGUCGUGAUAGGGAAGGCCAAUGUCAUGAUAAGGAAGGGCAAUGUCGUGAUAGGGAAGGACAAUGUCGUGAUACGGGAGGCAAUGUCGUUAUAAGGGAGGACAAUGUCGUGAUAAGGAAGGACAAUGUCGUGAUAGGGAAGGACAAUAUCUUGAUAAGGGAGGACAAUGUCGUGAAGAUAUUAACUGCGAUAUAGCCUCACGUAACAAAUAAGCAUAUGUCUGUGAUAGAAAGAGACGGAAGUCAUCUGAUACGUGACGUAGCUACGUCGACGGUUCGCAUGUUUUCAUAUUUAACUCGCGACUGCAGACUAAUUAUAAAUCUGUGGUAAACCUUAAGGGUCCCGAGUCUUUGUGUCCUUAAUGACAUAGAUUCUGGGUGAGCCUUUGGGGUCCCGAGUCUAUGUGUCCCUGAUGACAUAGAUUCUGUGUAAACGUUUAGGGUCCUGAGUCUUUGUGUCCCUGAUGACAUAGAUUCUGGGUAAACCUUCAGGGUCCUGAGUCUACGUGUCCCUGAUGACAUAGAUUCUGGGUAAACUUUUAGGGUCCCGAGUUUAAAAGUCUCUGAUGACAUAGAUGCUGGGUAAACGUUUAGGGUCCCGAGUCUAUGUGUCCCUGAUGACAGAUAUUCUGGGUAAACGUUUAGGGUCCCGAGUCUAUGUGUCCCUGAUGACAUAGAUUCUGGGUAAACGUUUAGGGUCCCGAGUCUAUGUCUCCAUGAUGACAUAGAUUCUGACUUCUUCGAAUCCACGAGUUCUGUUUUCGAUUCUACAUCCUUGGAAUAUGCUAUGAAAAAAAUCUUUGUAACAAUGCGAUUCCUUUAAUCGUUGUCGGAGACGUUACACUGGUGUAGUAGUACCAACCGCAAGCCUGUUAUCAUGAUACACCCAAGGGUGUAGAUAAGAUAUAAUGGCUGGGAGCCGAGUCCGUGGAUUUGGGAGGUGGGAUCCUGACUGCCAUGUAAGGAUGGUUGUCUCUAGUCAGACUAGUGUUAUAGAAGGCGCAGUUUGUGCUUGUCGUUGUCAGUUGGCGUGAUACCUUACUCUUAUGAGGUUAUGUACUCCCUUUAGUCUUUAGUACGAAGUAGCCAUGCGUAGCGCUGUGCAUGUAUGACUGUACGUACUGUGAAGUCGGUUGGUCAGCAGACAGUAACGGAAAUCGGACAAUUUAUUUUUACAACAAAGUCAGGAUUCUCGACGACUUCGGUCUGGUUAAUACUGUACAGACUGUCAGCAGAAAAUGCUCCCCCUACACAAGCUUGCAUGCUGAAAUGUCAAACUCACACCUGUGCUUGAAUCUAUUUCAUUCCUCCACCUGUAACAUGUGGGACUUGGGCAAGAUUGUAUGUCCUGCAUUAUAUCAAUAGUCUUGCUCAAGUCCGAGUUACUUUCAGGUGGAAGGGGCAGUCGAACCCAGCGCAUGUUUGUUAAACUUCUACGAUCAGUAAUCUUUAUGAAUUUACAUAUUUGCCUUCAAGUUUCUAUGUUACUUAAUCUGUAUUUGAUGUUUAUUACUGAUAAGAUUAUUUCUGUGACGGACUUGAUACACCAUAUAACUCACUGUGCACAGAUAUCAAGAAUGAUAAGAGACAUGUAUUUCCAGAAUGUUACCUCAUGUUUAGUUUUUUUCAAAUUUUAUUCAUCGAACAUUUUAUUACAUUUUAUGGAACUGCCAUUUGUUAAUGUUUUUUUAAUUGUUAAUAUCUUAAACUAUAGAAAAAUCCUCACAGUGAUUAAGUUUCAGUCACAUAUAUAUAUUGUUUAUAUUGAUUUUUUCUGAUAUUGUUUCCUUAUUUUACUAGAAUGUCUUUCAAUUUAUCAAAAUGUCUUUCAAUUAGUUUUUUAUCAACGUGUGUAUUUUUUUGCAGUAUAAA